GUGUGUCCAAGUGUGAACUGAUAUUUUUCGUGCUGAUUCUUCAUCAGGGAAGAAGUAGAAGAUUCUGUAUGUGCAAAAAAAAUCAUUGUACCGUCUGAUUGGAAAGAGGAGAUUGUCAGGAUUCCCAAAAGCAGCAUGACGGACCAGUCUCUGGUAUGUUGUCGUCAGAAGGAGAACCUUCUCCGGGCAGUGCGAAGUCUUCAGGUGGCAUCUCAGACCACUUUACAGAGAGCCGUGCCUCUCCUAUCCUCCCAAGAUGGACUUGGCCUCCUUGGACCCUCACAAAUACAUCAUCUCUCUGAAAAGUCUUCCCAAUUCUGUCGUGACCUGGAGGAUGUGGGGAAUCUGUUACUUUUUCGUCAGGAUGAGAUCACUCAAAAAAUCCUGAUUCCAAGCUGCGGUGGUUCCAGUUCUGUCCAUUGGUGUUCAGACAGUUCCUUCUAUGUAUGUGGAGCUAAUGGUCCAUAUAUUCACUUGAUAGCUUCUAAUGGAAAACCAGCCCAGGUUCUCCAUUGCUUUGAUGAAGGAAUUUUUCUUCCCGAUUGUAUUACUAUGACUCGUCCUGGCUCAGUAGCUACCAUAGAUCUCGCUGAAGGUUUAGUACGUAUUUACAACCCUAACUCUCAGCCAUCUUGGGUGAAGGUGGGUGGAAAAUUUAUGUCUCCAAGAGGCAUUUCUCUAGACUCCACUGGCCGCAUCCUAGUAGCUGAAUAUGGGUCUGGCACAGUACAAGGUUUUCACGUGGACCGUGCCUUUCGAGUCCAGGGGGUUCGACAAGUAUCUGGCCUUCGAGGACCAGUCUGUGUCUGCAGCACCCCAGAUGGGGGGUUUGCUGUGAGUGAGGAGUGUGGAGAUGUCAAAAUAUUCAAUAGCAACUUUAAACUAACUGGUUCUUUAUCCAAAACCUACCAACAUACUUUUGGAAACCCAGCUGGUAUAUGCUGUGACCCUGAGGGUAAUAUUCUGGUUGCUGACGAGCAGAAGAAAAAUGUCACCCUAUUUCCUCCAAAUGGCUCCCCUAUUUGUGUGGUAUCAAAGGGUCUUGAAAAACCAGCAGGAGUGGCAUGCUCCCAUUUUGGCUUUUUAUAUGUUGCUGAUUCUGGGGAUAACUGUGUCAAAAUUUAUAGGUAUCGGGUAAGGCCAUAUUAUAACCCCACCAGCCCUAGGGGUACUGGAGAGGUGACAGGUAAGGCCAUGUCAUAACCCCACCAGCUGUAGGAGAACUGGAGAGACUCCACAACAGCUGCCAGGAAGCUGAUUGAUACAUAAAAAAGGAACACUAAAGUGAUUGUGAUCAAAAUGCUUUGCUGUUCCUGUCCCUACCUAGAUUCAGCCCCCCCCCCCCCUCUCGUGUAUUCAAUAAAAAUAAUAAAAAUAUAUCUAUUUACUCACUUUUUUCCAGCACCCAGACUCCCUCUCCACUGCUCACCUCACCACUUCCUGCAACAUCAUUGAUGAGACAUAGUGUCCUCCUGUGUGGUUUAAUCUGAUACUCCUUAUAGAGGAUCUCUGGAUACCUAAUGUGCAUGCACAGAGAGCUCAGCAUAUGCUUCUGUAUCACGUGAUUGAGUUUUUACGUAAAACAGCGUAACAGUCAGUGGAGGUGUGUAACCCUUCAAGGUAAUUAUUGUCGUUUUAGAAAAAUGGCAAUGUUUUACCUUGAGGAGUUAAAUUGACAAGACUACUGCACCCA
Pelobates fuscus (common spadefoot toad) is the source of this 1693-nucleotide messenger RNA. It is a transcript of the gene NHLRC4, whose product is annotated as NHL repeat containing 4. The coding region runs from base 136 to 1203 and encodes 355 amino acids. Gene Ontology annotation, molecular function: ubiquitin protein ligase activity; protein binding. The transcript is spliced from 2 exons. Gene Ontology annotation, biological process: protein polyubiquitination; proteasome-mediated ubiquitin-dependent protein catabolic process. The record is from RefSeq and is a predicted model, not a curated record. Lineage: Eukaryota; Metazoa; Chordata; Amphibia; Anura; Pelobatidae.